AUGUCGACAUUCGAACCCGUUCGCAGCCUCCUCAACCCAAAGUUUGAGGGAUACAAGCUCGCCCCGUUGGAUCAGGAGCACAUCGUAUCCCGCUACCCCCUCCAGUACAAGCCGUCUCAAAGCAACGUCUCCGGUCGAUCACUUGUCUCCUUCCAGGAGGUGCAGAGUCGCAUUUCGCACAAUCACCUUACCAUAUCUCCGAGUGGGAGUGCAGUAUAUGUUGAUGCGGACCUAAGGGUCGUUUCUGUUCAGCUCGACAAGGCCUCGCUCGAGCCGUCAACGAGCGUGCUCUACGAGCUACCCAAGUCAAUACAAUCACCCGGCUCAGACGCUCCGCAGCGCGAGUAUCCCUCCGCUGCGUUCCUCUCCGCCACCUCCCUCUUCGUCUCAGACGGAUAUGGAUACCUAUAUGCGCUUCAGGUUUCAGAGCAAGGACCCGCUGAACUUCUCGGGACGUAUGAACUAUCCAUCCCACCACAAUACGGCUCUUCCAAGGACAUCGUUCCUUGCAGGGCCCACCAGGCUGUGCAAACGUCGCCAGAGAGCGCCAUAGUAAUCCUAUCAUCCAAGCAUUACCCAAAGAACUCUCUCUCGUCCAGCGAGCAGUCGAAGACUAAGCAUAGCGCCGUCGAAUUUGACAUCUGGGCCGUGCGAUUCAGCCUUCCACUGCCGGCACCAGAGCCACAGCCGCGUCCUCUGGACAUUGUAUGGCAUCGCCGGGGGACAGACGUGCCUGCGUAUACAGCAUUCGACAACACGCAUCAGGCCUUCCUGCUUGUGAGCGGCUCAGCGUACCGCUCACUGGACACCCCACCGGCGCCGGAGUACACGCCCUCUCCGGACGAGCUCGCCCCGAUCCCCCGUGCAGAGGAGAACCUAGAUAACGGAGAAAAUGCACCGAAGAAGCCUCCUCCGUACUCUUGGACACAGACCUCCGACUCCGUGACCAUCGCCAUCCCGCUCCCGUCCUCCACGCGCAAAGACAGCAUCAAGGUCGCGUUCUCCCCACGCACGCUUACCGUGCUCAUCCGCGACGACGCUAUGGAUGUUGACGGUGCCGGUGCACCUGCGGUGAAGCCGCCUCGGUUCGAUAUGAAAGCGCUCUGGGAUGCGAUCCAGCCAGCGACGAGCCUCUGGACCUGGGACCGCCAGGCGGAGCACACGUACGGCGUGCUCACGCUGCACCUCGAAAAGGCGCACGAGGGCACGCGGUGGUCUCAGGUCUUCGCCGCCGCGGGUUCGCGCGAAGCAUCCGCAACGGCAUCCGACGAGGACGCCGAAGUCCCAGAGACACUCGACCCGUCCGAGCUGUGGGCGAUCCGCGAGGCUUUGGAGAAGUACACUGCUGCAAUGCAGGGAGAAGACAUCAGUGGACUCGGGCUAGGAACGGGGGUCCCGAGCUUAGCGAAGGAGGAAAUGGACGACGAGCUCGAUCUGGGCGUCGGCCGUACUGUCUGUGUGACGUGGGUGCACGCGGAUGGAUCUCGCCCUCCCUAUGCGCAUGGGGACGAUGCGCCUACUCACCUGCUAUCGACACCGUUCCCUGGCGCACAUGCCGGACGGCCGUCUCUUGUACUCAAGAAUGGCGUAGACGGACUUUUGUAUGAGCUGUCCGCUGGAAGCGAAGCGAACGACAAACCUGCCUGGAUACAUACCUCGACGUACUCUGCGCUUGCGUUCGUGUUGGCAUCGAAGCGAGAUACGCGCUUUACGCACCACGUCUCGUCGAAAGCCGUACUGGCAUUCGAGAGCGGGUCACGGGACAUCGGCGGGAACGUCUACAUCUACCGAGGCGCAUCAACGCAGGAGAAGUGGGCGAAGCAAGCUGUAGUCAAGGUUGGUGGCGGAGGAGCCGGAUCUCUGCUGGGGGUCGGUCUGAUUGAGGCGGGGAGCAAAAGUGCCAUGGUGUGCCUGUGCGAAGGAGAGCUGAUUGUGUUGCGCGACGUACUGUGA
Messenger RNA from Laetiporus sulphureus 93-53, 1953 nucleotides. RefSeq lists its product as uncharacterized. The transcript is spliced from 2 exons. Lineage: Eukaryota; Fungi; Basidiomycota; Agaricomycetes; Polyporales; Laetiporaceae. The coding region runs from base 1 to 1953 and encodes 650 amino acids. The record is from RefSeq and is a predicted model, not a curated record.